GAAAUUUCGGAGGAUAUAAUAAACACCUCUUUCCCGUCCUAUGAAAAUCAGGCUCCUUUUCAGACUGCCGGCAUGGUUUUUUUUAAUGUGCCCUCUCUGCUUCAGGAAAGGGUUUCUCGGCAGAAUUCGCCUUAUCCGGGAAGUGCUACGAUCGGUCAAUGACUAUCGUGCUUCAUUCAACCUGAGAGGAACAGGUGUUCGUUCGAGCCAUACCAAAAUACCCGAAAUCUCUGCUGAUUUGGUCUCAGUUUGUCAUGGUUCGUCAGGCCCAGGGAGGCGUGGUGAUAUGCGGUGGCCGUCGGAUAUGCAAUGGGAAUUCAAAUUGUCCCCAUUUGCUUGUUCCCCUCUGCCCUGGAAUUUCCAACGAUAUCCUUGGUGGCUUGUAUAUGCCAUCUAAACUGUGGCGGCGAUAUUCCGAUAUGCAUUUUCAAAUAUGUGGUUUACAAGGCCCUAUCAUAGAGCUCUUCUGGUGGGAUGUUUUUAUGCGCCUGCAAUCGCCGUAAACGAUGCAAAAUGGUAGGCGCGUUUGAAGAACUGUAACCGUCUAUCCUUCCCGUUACCUCAGUCCACAAGAAAAAUAUAAAAUAAAUAAAAAAUAAAAAAGGGGGACAAAGAACGAAAU
Molecule: messenger RNA, 622 nt
Organism: Blastomyces dermatitidis ER-3
Lineage: Eukaryota; Fungi; Ascomycota; Eurotiomycetes; Onygenales; Ajellomycetaceae
Exons: 1
Coding region: 41-397 (118 amino acids)
Source: RefSeq, a predicted model, not a curated record